Molecule: messenger RNA, 3339 nt
Organism: Lacerta agilis (Sand lizard)
Lineage: Eukaryota; Metazoa; Chordata; Lepidosauria; Squamata; Lacertidae
Product: deleted in malignant brain tumors 1 protein-like
Cellular component (GO): membrane
Source: RefSeq, a predicted model, not a curated record
AUGAUAAAAUAUGAACAUCGUAUAUCUGAAGGCAACACACCUGAAGUUAAAGGAACUCCACCACCUCAGUCUACUGAACAGAGUGUUACAACAGCGAAUUCUCCUUUGGAAACACCGGCAAGUCCUUUCUCCCUAAGACUGGUGAAUGGAAAGAACAGCUGUGAGGGUCGCCUUGAAGUCUACCAUGAUGGGACCUGGGGAACUGUCUGUGAUGACGAUUGGGACUUGAAAGAUGCUCAGGUUGUGUGCCAACAACUUGGUUGUGGAGAAGCCACUUCAGCCCUGCCAAGUGCCUACUUUGGCCAAGGCUCUGGCAGCAUCCUCCUGAAUGCAGUACAUUGUGAAGGGAAUGAAUCUUCUUUUGAGGACUGUUCUCAUAAUGGAUGGGGAGUCCAUGACUGCAAACAUAAGGAAGAUGCCAGUGUUAUCUGCUCAGGACCCAUAACCACCACAGAAAUACCCAUUACAUCAGGAACUCCACAACCUCAAUCUACUGAACAGAGUGUUACAACAGCGAAUUCUCCUUUGGAAACACCGGCAAGUCCUUUCUCCCUAAGACUGGUGAACGGAAAGAACAGCUGUGAGGGUCGCCUUGAAGUCUACCAUGAUGGGACCUGGGGAACUGUCUGUGAUGACGAUUGGGACUUGAAAGAUGCUCAGGUUGUGUGCCAACAACUUGGUUGUGGAGAAGCCACUUCAGCCCUGCCAAGUGCCUACUUUGGCCAAGGCUCUGGCAGCAUCCUCCUGAAUGCAGUACAUUGUGAAGGGAAUGAAUCUUCUUAGGACUGUUCUCAUAAUGGUUGGGGAGUCCAUGACUGCAAACAUAAGGAAGAUGCCAGUGUUAUCUGCUCAGGUACAUCCAGUAAUACUCCACUGGUGAAUGGAGAGAACAGCUGUCAGGGUCGCCUUGAAGUCCACCAUGAUGGGACCUGGGGAACUGUCUGUGAUGAUGAUUGGGACAUGAAGGAUGCUCAGGUGGUGUGCAAAGAACUUGGUUGCGGAGAAGCCACUUCAGCUCCACUAAGUGCCUACUUUGACCAAGAUCUGGCAGUAAUCUUCAUGGAUGCGUACAGUGCAAAUGGAAAUGAAUCUUCUCUUAAGGACUGCUCCCAUAAGGGAUGGGGGGUUCCAUGACUGGCAAACAUAAGGAAGAUGCCAGCGUUAAUCUGCUCAGGUACCUCCAAAUCCCUAAGACUGGUGAAUGGGGAAAACAGGUGCCAAGGUCGUGUUGAAGUCUACCACGAUGGGACCUGGGGAACUGUCUGUGAUGAUGAUUGGGACAUGAAGGAUGCUCAGGUGGUGUGCAAAGAACUUGGUUGCGGAGAAGCCACUUCAGCUCCACUAAGUGCCUACUUUGACCAAGGAUCUGGCAGUAUCUUCAUGGAUGCAGUACAGUGCAAAGGGAAUGAAUCUUCUCUUAAGGACUGCUCCCAUAAGGGAUGGGGGGUCCAUGACUGCAAACAUAAGGAAGAUGCCAGCGUUAUCUGCUCAGAACACAGACUGGUGAAUGGGGAAAACAGGUGCCAAGGUCGUGUUGAAGUCCACCAUGAUGGGACCUGGGGAACUGUCUGUGAUGAUGAUUGGGACAUGAAGGAUGCUCAGGUGGUGUGCAAAGAACUUGGUUGCGGAGAAGCCACUUCAGCUCCACUAAGUGCCUACUUUGACCAAGGAUCUGGCAGUAUCUUCAUGGAUGCAGUACAGUGCAAAGGGAAUGAAUCUUCUCUUAAGGACUGCUCCCAUAAGGGAUGGGGGGUCCAUGACUGCAAACAUAAGGAAGAUGCCAGCGUUAUCUGCUCAGAUCCUUUCUCCCUAAGACUGGUGAAUGGGGAAAACAAGUGCCAAGGUCGUGUUGAAGUCUACCAUGACGGGAGCUGGGGAACAGUCUGUGAUGAUGAUUGGGACAUGAAGGACGCUCAGGUUGUGUGCAAAGAACUUGGUUGUGGAGAAGCCACUUCAGCUCCACUAAGUGCCUACUUUGACCAAGGAUCUGGCAGUAUCCUCCUGGAUGCAGUACAGUGCAAAGGGAAUGAAUCUUCUCUUAAGGACUGCUCCCAUAAGGGAUGGGGAGUUCAUGACUGCAAACAUAAGGAAGAUGCCAGCGUUAUCUGCUCUGGACCUCCAACCACCACAGAAGCACCCAUUACAUCUGGAACUCCACCACCACAGUCUACAGGACAGAGCAUUACAACUGUAAGAACUAAUGUGAGCAUUGACACCUCUGAGGAGCACUCCUGCACCUCGGCCGAGCACCAAGGCGUCCACUACUUCUGUACUUCACAAUGGAAUUUGGGGACAGUCUGCGACGAUGAGUGGGACUUAAGCGAUGCAAGUGUUGUGUGCAGGCAGCAGGAAUGUGGACCCGCUCGCUCAGCAACAGCAAAUGCUCUGUUUGGUGUAGGCUCAGGGCCAAUUAUUAUGGAUGAUGUCAGGUCUGGCAGUGAAAUCAGCUUGAGUCAGUGCUCCCACAGAGGCUGGGGAUUGCACAAUUGUCUCCAUCGAGAAGAUGCUGGUGUCAUCUGCUCAGCAUCUGUGAAACUAGUCAAUGGAAGACACAGGUGUGAAGGACGGGUUGAAGUGCUUCACAAUGGAAGGUGGGGGACGGUCUGCGAUGAUGCAUGGGACUUAACUGAUGCAAGUGUCGUAUGCAGGCAGCUUGGAUGUGGGCCUGUUAUUGCAGCACCAGGACAGGCUCGAUUCGGUCCUGGUCCAGGCACAAUCCAUCUUGAUGAUGUCUCCUGCACUGGGAAUGAAUGGCAGUUGGGCCAGUGCUCUCACAGAGGCUGGGGGGUACAUAAUUGCCUCCGCAGUGAAGAUGCUAGUGUCAUCUGCUCAGAACCAGUCCAGACCACUCCUGCUCCAACAGAAGCAGCUGUGAAACUAGUCAAUGGAAGACAUGCGUGUGAGGGACGGGUUGAAGUCUAUCACAACGGAAGAUGGGGGACAGUCUGUGACGAUUUGUGGGGCAUGCCCCAUGCACAAGUUGUGUGCAGGAAGCUUGGAUGUGGAGACGCUAUCUCGGCACUAGGAAAAUCUCAGUUUGGUGAAGGCUCAGGCCCAAUUCUUAUGGAUGAUGUCCACUGCACUGGGAAUGAAGACAGCUUGAGUCAGUGCUCCCACAGAGGCUGGGGAGUGCACAAUUGUCUCCAUAAAGAAGAUGCUGGUGUCAUCUGUUCAGCAAAGGCUGCCCCCCAAGCCACCACUACAGCAGGUAAUUAAUAUUUUUGUGAUAUACAAAUAAUUCAGACAUGAGUGUUUUUAGAGUUGAAAAUAUGUGCUGUCUCACAACACCAGGAAUGCCUGGUAUUUGUCAAGAAACCGCUGCCUACACUGGCAUUUUUG